AUGUGGGCCGGACUGCUCCUCCGGGCCGCCUGCGUCGCGCUCCUCCUGCCGGGGGCCCCGGCCCGCGGCUACACCGGGAGGAAGCCGCCCGGGCAUUUCGCGGCCGAGAGACGCCGGCUGGGCCCCCACGUCUGCCUCUCGGGCUUCGGGAGUGGCUGCUGCCCUGGCUGGGCCCCCUCCGUGGGCAGCGGGCACUGCACCCUGCCCCUCUGCUCCUUUGGCUGUGGGAGUGGCAUCUGCAUUGCUCCCAACGUCUGCUCCUGCCAGGAUGGAGAGCAAGGAGCCACCUGCCCAGAAGCCCACGGACCCUGUGGAGAGUACGGCUGUGACCUUACCUGUAAUCAUGGCGGCUGUCAGGAGGUGGCCCGAGUGUGCCCUGUGGGCUUCUCCAUGACAGAGACGGCUGUCGGCAUCAGGUGUACUGACAUCGAUGAAUGCCUCAGCGCCUCCUGCGAGGGCCAGUGCGUGAACACAGAAGGCGGGUUUGUGUGUGAGUGUGGGCCGGGCAUGCAGCUGGCUGCCGACCGCCACAGCUGCCAAGACACUGACGAAUGCCUCGGGACCCCCUGUCAGCAGAGAUGCAAAAACAGCAUAGGCAGCUACCGGUGUUCCUGUAGACCCGGCUUCCAUCUCCAUGGCAACCGGCACUCCUGUGUAGAUGUAAACGAGUGUCGGAGGCCGCUGGAGAGGCGAGUCUGUCACCACUCCUGCCAUAACACCGUGGGCAGCUUCCUGUGCACCUGCCGACCUGGCUUCAGGCUCCGAGCUGAUCGCGUGUCCUGUGAAGCUUUCCCGAAAGCCGUGCUGGCCCCAUCGGCCAUCCUGCAGCCCCUGCAGCACCCGCCCAAGAUGCUUCUGCUGCCCCCAGAGGCGGGCCGGCCUGCCCUCUCCCCCGGACACAGCCCUCCUUCCAGGGCCCCGGGGCCCCCACCUGGGGUCAGGACCACGAGCCUGCUGUCUCCCACCCCUGUGCCACCCACAUCCUUGCCCUCCGCCCUGGUGGCCACCCCCGUGCCUGGUGCCUCCCUCUUGGGGACCCUCGGACCUCCCUCACGACUACAGGAGGUGACCCCGCCCUUGCCCAAGGGCCCAGCAGCCACACAGAUGGCACCGAGGUCCUCUGCCUGCUGGCACCUGGGAGCCAUGUAUGAAUCAGGGAGCCGCUGGACAGAGCCUGGGUGUUCCCAGUGCUGGUGUCAGAACGGGGAGGUGACCUGUGAAAAGGUGACGUGUGAAGCUGCUUGUUCUCACCCGAUUCCCUCCAAAGAUGGGGGGUGCUGCCCAUCGUGUACAGGCUGUUUUGACAGUGGCGUCAUCCGAGCUGAAGGGGACGUGUUUUCCCCUCCCAACGAGAACUGCACUGUGUGUGUCUGCCUGGCCGGAAAUGUGUCCUGCAUCUCCCCCGAGUGUCCUCCCGGCCCCUGUCAGACCUCCCUGAAGUCAGAUUGCUGUACUUGUGUUCCAGUGAGAUGCUAUUUCCACGGCCGGUGGUACGCAGACGGGGCUGUGUUCAGUGGGGGUGGUGACGAGUGCACCACCUGUGUCUGCCAGAAUGGGGAGGUAGAAUGUUCCUUCACACCAUGUCCAGACCUGGACUGCCCCCGAGAGGACUGGUGGCUGGGCCCUGGACAGUGCUGUUUCACCUGCCGGGAGCCCACACCCAUGACAGGCUGCUCUCUGGACGACAACGGGGUUGAGUUUCCGAUCGGACAGAUCUGGUCUCCCGGUGACCCCUGUGAGUUAUGCAUCUGCCAGGCAGAUGGCUCAGUGAGCUGCAAGAGGACAGACUGCGUAGACUCCUGCCCUCACCCAAUUCGGAUCCCUGGACAGUGCUGCCCGGACUGUUCUGCAGGCUGUACCUACACAGGCAGAAUCUUCUACAACAACCAGACCUUCCCGUCCAUGCUGGACCCGUGUCUGAGCUGCAUCUGCCUGCUGGGCUCCGUGGCCUGCUCCCCUGUGGACUGCCCCAUCACCUGCACCUACCCUUUCCACCCUGAUGGGGAGUGCUGCCCGGUGUGCAGAGAUUGCAACUACGAGGGAAGGAAGGUGGUGAACGGCCAGGUGUUCACCUUGGACGAUGAGCCCUGUACCCAGUGCACAUGCCAGCUGGGAGAGGUGAGCUGUGAGAAGGUCCCCUGCCCUCGGGCCUGCUCCGACCCCUCUGGGCCCCCCGGGGACUGCUGUCCCUCCUGCGCAGAUGGCCCAGAGAGGAAGGCGGUGGAGGUCGGCAAAGCAGUUCGGAGUGCCCGUGGAGAUGCUGAGGCCCCAGUGAACUGUAGCUCCUGCCCAGGCCCCCCAGCAGUGCUGCCUCAGAAGUCGGUGCUCCACGUCCUCCAGCUCUAUCUCAGAACGAACCUGUCUAACGCACAGACUUUACCCACGAGCCCCUCAGGAGCCCAGGCCUCACCCUCACCCCCUUUGGGGCUUGGGGGCACAUUCCCAGGGGAGCCUGGGGCUUCCCAGCCCUCACCAGGGCCUUCGAUCCCUCCAGGAGCCUCCACUCUACCUCCAGCCCCGCCCGGGGCUCCUGGGCUUCCUCCUGUUACUCCAGAGCCUUCAGCCUCAGCCUCUGGGGCCCAGACAGUGACCAGAAGGCCUUCUUUGUCUGCCAUUGUCCUGACUGAAGCUUCAGCCCAUUCCACGAUGGCCCCCAGCCCCUCAGAGACCGCCGCCACCCUCCUCAGGCCUCGCAGACUCUCUCCCGCCACCUCCAGACUCUCUGCAGCCCUCGCAGCCACGGCCAGCUCCAGCCCCCAGCGGCCCGCCACGGGGACCUCACGGGAGGACGAGUCCACCGGGUAAGCAGGCCUCCAGGUCAGGGCCGUGCCUGGGACAUGCCAGACAGAGAAAACGGCCAGCAGCCCUGGGCGCUGGCGGGGAGGCUCUGGGGCCAAUGAGGCCAGUGACACCCGACGCUCACUUCUGCAAGGCUCCUGGAGGGAUGGAAAGUCCCCAGGGCCCCACGCAGCCUUGUCCCCAAGAAGCAUUUGGAACGUGCUGUGAGAGCAGGUAAUCGGCACUCUCCAUGGUCAGUAUCCUCCUUGGACACCACGGCCGGCCUGUCUUGUGAGGAAGGUCGGGCUGCUGAGCUCCCCACUCUGGAGGAGAAGAGUUGGAGAGGGCCUGGGAUUCCCCUGGGACUGUGCCACCAGCCAUCCUGCCUCCCUCCCUGAGGUUUCCUGAUUAAAGGCUGUCUCAGUCUCCCCCA
Molecule: messenger RNA, 3211 nt
Organism: Neomonachus schauinslandi (Hawaiian monk seal)
Lineage: Eukaryota; Metazoa; Chordata; Mammalia; Carnivora; Phocidae
Gene: VWCE
Product: von Willebrand factor C and EGF domains
Exons: 20
Coding region: 1-2805 (934 amino acids)
Biological process (GO): cellular response to virus
Cellular component (GO): cytoplasm
Molecular function (GO): protein binding; calcium ion binding
Source: RefSeq, a predicted model, not a curated record